This is a messenger RNA of Thermothielavioides terrestris NRRL 8126, 594 nucleotides long. RefSeq lists its product as uncharacterized. Bases 1 to 594 code for a protein of 197 amino acids. The transcript has 3 exons. NCBI's taxonomy places the organism in Eukaryota, Fungi, Ascomycota, Sordariomycetes, Sordariales, Chaetomiaceae. The record is from RefSeq and is a predicted model, not a curated record.
AUGUCGUUCCCGGAACACCCGCAGCCCGGUUCGCUCGCAGCUUUCCCCACCAGCUUCGAAAGCUCGGCCCAUGCUCGCCCGCCUGGUUUGAGUGCUGCCGAGUCCUCAUCCCAAGACGAAUUCAGGGUGUUCCGUCCUGGAUGUGGUGCAUGGAGGACGGAUUACCGCCUCAUCCACCAUGUUCCUGAUCGGUCCGGGGUGUCCCAAUCCGACGGUCCAGGGGGGAAGCCACCGGCGAUCAUGUCACCUCCCAUGGUAGGGAACUGCGGCCACAUUGACCACCAUUGGGCGAGAUACGGCGAAAGUCUGCGAUUCUCAACAAUACUUCUGCAGUUCGACAAGGACAUGGACCGAGUCAAUUGCACUAGCUUGAUGAGCUUUGUCAAGAACGGCUUCAUCCUGCCAAGCUCACCCCGGGAGCUUAACAGAUGUCACCCGGCGUUGUUGUCAGCAAAGGCAGUCGUGCUCUCAAAGCUUGGCGACGCCGUCCUACCCCCGCUGGCGCCCAAUCAGGAUCGUCACCCUUCCACCGUUUCAUCUCUUGGCGACGCUUCGAUUUCGAUCCCCGGGACGCAGGACCUGGCCGGAUCGUAG